Callorhinchus milii (elephant shark) is the source of this 3035-nucleotide messenger RNA. RefSeq names its product tRNA methyltransferase 12 homolog (gene tyw2). The coding region runs from base 398 to 1609 and encodes 403 amino acids. Gene Ontology annotation, biological process: tRNA methylation. The transcript has 8 exons. NCBI's taxonomy places the organism in Eukaryota, Metazoa, Chordata, Chondrichthyes, Chimaeriformes, Callorhinchidae. Gene Ontology annotation, cellular component: cytoplasm. Gene Ontology annotation, molecular function: tRNA methyltransferase activity. The record is from RefSeq and is a predicted model, not a curated record.
AUCACGCGCACCCUCUGGACUGUGAGGGAAUGGUUCUUUUUAAGGACCUGUGCUUCGGGCUGGGAGUCGGAGUCCUGUCAUCUCACCGGUCAAUUUAAAAACAUUCUCGGGCAACAUUACCGAAUUUCUUUCAAUAGAAUUAAUCACAGGUCCAAUGGUGUGGAAUUCUAAAGUGAGCAUAAGUUUCCUGCACAGGUGACGAAGACUCGUAACAGAACACACAUAGAAAAUGGUGCUGAUUCAUUUCUGCUUUCUGUUUUAAUCAUUCUGUGCAAACAUGUGGAGUCCAUUUGAACUGGAGUAGGCGAUUGUUAAAUGACACAAUUGAGACGUCCCAACUUUUGAAGCUCUACUUCAGAGAUAAAAGAGAGAUUGGUUUUAUCUGGCACACCAGAGAAUGGAGGCGGAGACUGAAACUGUUGCCAUUGUGACUCAGCCUCAGUUUGCACAGCAAUACAGACAAUAUUUGGAAGAGCAUGGAGCUUUGGACACAGCCUAUCGCCUCCAAAAGCAGCUUGAUGGCUCUGUGGCAUUGCCAGUGCUUUGUGACAAACUUUACAAGCUCCGUUUCCUCUCCCAGCCUGACACUGUGGCUCAAGGAAGUAAAUGUAAAGUCUCAGGAAUUAAGAACCCGGUUCCAUCCAAGAAAUCCUCAGUAAAGUCCUCCCAUCGCCUGCUGCAGGAGGAUGUCCAGGCGCUGGUGGAGCGCAGCGGUGGGUCGUGGACUGAGCGGCUGAGAGACGACCUGCCUCGUGUGUGGAAGAGACAUGGGGACAUGGCUGUCCUGAAUGAACGGUGUUUCCAGGCAGAGAUCUGGAAAACCAUGGAGCCUAACGUGUGGCAAGUGGUGGCGGCUGCGUUGGGCGUGAGACGUGUGGCAAGAGCGGGGAGAGUGUCGGCUGACGACUUCCGCACUCCAGCGGUCACGCUGCUACUGGGGGACAACGGCUGGGUUCAGCAAGUGGACAACGGCAUCAGAUAUACCUUUGAUGUUACCAAAUGCAUGUUUUCCUCGGGAAAUAUCACUGAAAAGCUUCGGAUCAGUUCGUUUGACUGUACGGGAGAGGUGGUAGUGGAUCUGUUUGCAGGGCUGGGCUAUUUUACGCUGCCGUACCUGGUGCACGCGGGAGCCGCUUUCGUCUAUGCCUGUGAGUGGAAUCCGUGGGCAGUCGCUUCCUUGAGGAAGAAUCUGGAAUUGAACAAAGUGGCAGAACGUUGCGAGAUAUACCAGGGAGAUAGUCGGCAGCUGCCCUUGUGCAGCCUGGCAGACCGUGUGAACCUGGGGCUGGUUCCCAGUUCGGAGGAGGGGUGGCCGUCAGCGUGCCGGGUGCUGAGGGGAGACCGAGGGGGAAAGCUUCACAUCCACCACAACGUCAGCACCUACCCCCAUAGCCCGGCCGGGCCCCGCAGCGGGGAGAGCAUGCAGCCCCGGGGUAAGGCGGCUGCGUGGCGAGGCUGGGCGCAGGCAGCGGCCUUCCAGGUCAGGGACUUGUUGCGGGAGCAGCACGGGAGGCCCUGGAGGACGGAGAUCGUGCACAUCGAGCACGUUAAAUCCUACGCUCCACACAUUGACCAUCUGGUGCUGGACCUGGAUUGUCGUCCCUGUUAGGAGAGGAAGAGCCGGCUGCUACAAACAUCAUCUGACACAGCCAGGUCUGACACAACAUCGACGGCUUCACGCGGGUUAGGAUUCGGAGAGUCCCGAAUGGCUCUCGGCCACCAGUAUCUGCUGCGUGUAUCCACCGCCUAACAAGACUGACUGUUGUUUCCAAUCAGUUCUAUUCCGUAAAGCGCAUCGAUAAGUUUACAUUAAAGUUGCUGCGUAAAUCCGAGUUAUUAUCGAGGAGGGGAUCAAACGGUUACCUUGGCUUCAGAGAGGACCUGAACUUUUACACAGAAAAAAACGAGUUACACAUCUCAAGAGACCAGGCUGCGUUGUCAGUGUGUGCGCGGGGAUGAAACAGAUUUUUCCAGACGAGUGGUCAGAUCUGCAGCCCCAGAGAGUCACGGCUUCUUAUUCCAUCUUUCACACAAUCUGGAUUCCCUCCCCCUCCUAUUAAGAUGCAAUAAUAGUAUUAAUAAUAAAUAAUAAUUUUUCAUCUUUCAGCCUGUCUGCCCACCCACUGUUUGGACUCUAUCCCAGAGUCCCUCCGGUUCGCUCCCUCCCUUACCUCUUUCAAGGUCUGUCUCAAGACCUUCCUCUUUGACCUCACCUUCGGUCACACUUCCCCUAACCAUCAUUCCCCCCCAGCUCAGAUGCCAGGCCGGCACCGUGAAGUACCUCGGGAUCUCAUCCCAACGUGAAAGGCCGCUGCAUAAAUGUAAAUUUCUAUUUGCACAAAGUGACGCAAGGAGAACGGAAACAUCAGCCCUAAACAUGGUUUCAUCGCCAAAUGCCUGGUUGCAGACUGCUUCUGGGAACACAGGAAUUGCUAGACGUUAAAAGAACAAGAUCCAUCUAAUUCACCUUCUACCUUCCUGUUGCAAUAAUGGAGAUGUUGACAGCAAUUAAUUCUGUAUGAACUAGUCUAGAACAGAACGGAAAGCUUUGGGAAUCUUAAAUCCAAAGCUCUUCCAUGCAUACUACAAUCACUAUGUGCCAUGUCUCAAAUUACUCGUAUACUUUAUCCCAAAAUAUUAUUUUCAGCGCCUUGGGACGUCCUCCUGAUGUGAAAGGCACUUUAUAAAUGUAAUUUUGUACUGUACUUUCUCAUUUUUUUCCGUCUCAUUUGGAUUUGAAUGAUUCAACACUUCUGCUUCUGUCGAUUCGCUAGAGAAGCCUGUUCCACAGAUUUACCAUAUAUAAAUAUACAACUCAGACGCUUGGCUGAGUUAUACAACUGGUUAACUAACGGGAAUCUGAAAGCCAAAACAGAAGCUCUCAUAAUCUCUGCAUAAGACCAAACUAUUACUACCCGAACAUUAGAUCCAAAGUUGCCUGUUUUUUCUAAGCACACGACACUUACUCUAUGUCAUGUCUCAAAUUACUCAUAUACUGUGUCCCCAAAUAUGAUUCUCUAAUAAAUAAAUAAAUC